UUGUUUGUUCACCUGACGAAGAUGGCCGAAGGAUAAUUGUGCAGCUGACAGCAGUCUCUUUAUAAACAUGUAAAGUAAUAACUAAACAAAUGUGCGUUUUCCUUGUAAUACUCGAAAGGAGUUGUAAUACCAUCUUUAUGACGCAUUAGCCAGGACCCCAGUGUAAGCCAUGCUGAAGUGGUUCGCCAACGAUGAGUCCAGCCAGGCUCCAGGGGCCCCGGCGCCCAGGGAGGCCUCCGGCAGCCAGUCCCUGGCUGAGGUGGCCGAGCGGCUGGCCCAGACGGAGCAGCUGGCGGCCCAGCUGAAGGAGCUCAUCCGGGAGAAGGACGCCGCCCUCGGCGCCAAGGACGAGCAGCUCAAGGCAGAAAAGGACGCCUGCGAGGCCAAGCUCUCCAAAAUGAGGCUUCAGAACCGCGCGAAGGUCACCUCCCUGAACGCUCAGCUGGAGGAGCUGAAGAAACAGCAGCCUCCGUCUGGCAAGGAGGCGAAGUCCGACAGCCGAAAGGCCGGGGGCGAUGGGGACCCGGAACAUUCCUCGGCGAGCCGGGGGAAGAUCCUGCUCCUGAAGAAGAAGGUGGAGGAGCUGGAGCAGCAGCUCUCCCAGAGGGAGGCGGAGCUCAGAACCAAGACCAGCGAGCUGGACGCCCAGCGGCAGCGCGGGGAGGAGAUGGACGCCAUGCUGGUGGAGAGGGACAGGAAGCUGGCCGAGAAGGAGGCCUACAUCGUUGACCUCCAGGUGUCGACCGCAGGAGGAGGUGCCGGUGACCAGGCCCUCCCCAAAUCAGCUGAGGAGCACAAGACCCAGUCAACCAAGGAGGAGAGCUCCCUGCAAGAGCUCCAGAUGCUGGUGCAGAAUCUGACCAAGAAAGUGGGGGAUGGCGAGGAGAAGUACAGCCUCCUCCAGGAGCAGGCCGAGAGCCUGAAGGAGCUGCUGGUCAAAGAGAAGGAGCAGUUUGAAGAGAAAGAGAACAUGUACAAGCAGAACAUUCAGACAUUCAAAGACAUAAUUUUGGAAAAAGACAACCGGUUGACUGAAAUAAACCAGAAGCACGAACAGGAACUCUUCCGGUUGGCGGCAAAGUCCGACGCGAGUGCUGAUCUCGAACAGCUCCUGAAGGCUCUGAAACAGAAGCUGCACGAGAAGGAGGAGGUCCUCCUGGGGAAGACUCAGGUCAUCGAUGUCCUUCAGGGGGAGGUGGACGGGAGAGACCAGCAGAUAAAGGAGCUGCUUGAGAAGGCGCGGCGGCUGCAGGGCGAGAAGGAAAACGCGCAGUCCAAGCUGGACGCGGAGAAGCACGUGAUGCGCGCGCAACUGCGGGACCUGAUGCAGAAGCAGGAGGCGGAGCUACGCCAGGCUUCCGAGAGGCACCGGGUCGAGCUGGCUGAGAAGGAGCGGGAGGCGGAGGCGCUGAGGAGGAGCCGGCCCGCCCCGCGGGAGGAGGAGGAGGAGGAGAAGAAGGAGGCGGUCCUGAAGGUUGCCCCCGCCCCCGUGGACAUGGCCAUGGAGCAGAAGAUCGCGGAGCUCCAAGCACAAGCGAAGCUGAAAGCUGAGGAGGCCAGCAAAUCAGAGGCCAAGUUUCUGAAGAUGAAAGCCUGGUCCAAGUCCCGCAUCAAGCAGCUGGAGGACGAGCUGAGGAAAGGACAGUCUGGAAAAAUAAGUCCAGAUGUGAAUGCCUUAAGGAGCCACAUUACCGAGCUGGAAGAGGAAAGAGAGGAAAUGCUGUGUAAACUGGAACAGUUUGACGAACUCAAGACCAAAAACGAGCAACUCGUGGCAAAGCUGGUGGUUUAUGAAGAGCAACAGAGGAAGAUGCAGGCAGAUCUUGAGCAAGUUGCCAAGAGAGCUGCUUCUCAGACGAGCGAGUCGGGCAGCGCGGACGAGCUGCAGAGCCAGGUGCUGGAGUGGCAGGAGAUGGUGGCGGAGGCGGAGUCCGCGCGGGACCAGGCCCGGGAGGAGAAGUCCGUCCUAGCCCUGCGGAUGAGUCACAUCGAGGAGGAGAGAGAAGAACUGAUUGAGGAUGACUGGUUCUUUCCCGGCUGCUCCGAUCCAGCGCUGGCCAGCCGGCAGCAGGAGCUGGAGGAGGAGCUGGCGCAGGCCCGGGGGCUCCGGCCGCAGAGGGGCAAGAAGCCGGGAGACUCCGCCCCCCGCAGCCUGCAGGAGGACUUUGAGUUUGACAGGAAACAGGCGUUCCAGGACCCCAAAAGCACUUUAGAGAGCACCGCCUCGAUGGACGGGGAGAACAUGGGAGGUUGGUGGCCAGAGUACAGUACUCCUGAUGCAGGACUAGGCCUCAGGUCGGUGGUGGAGGAGCUGGAGCUGGAGAGGAACCAGCUGCAGGAGCAGAUCCUGGGCCUGGAGGAGCGUUGCCAGGACCUGGAGGACCGGCUGCAGCUCCAGGCCCGAAUAGAGUCCCUUCAGGUGACGUUUGAUGUAGAUGAAGAAGGUCGGCCAUUUUGGGUAUCUCAGAACGAGGCGGAGCGGCUCCAGGCCCAGCUGGCCGGCCUGCGGAGCCAGCAGGCCCGGGACGCGGAGAAGCACCAGAUGCUGGUCACCAGCCUGAACGAGCAGCUGAAAGGACUGAGCGAAACGCAGGAGUGCCUGGAAUCGUCGCUGAUCGAGAAGGAGCACACGUUAGCCCAAACCUCCGAGAAACUGGAGCUCAUCGACAGCCUCCGGGACUCUUUGAAGGAGAAGGAGGUCCAGCACCGGGAGGUCUCGGAGAGGCUGCUUCAAACAGAGCACAGCUUGACUGAAGUUACUAAGAAAUGCAGCACCUUUGAGAAGCAGUGUUCUGAGUUGAAGACGUCAGUCGCAGAGCUGACACAGAAGUUGAGCACACUAAAGGAAAAGACACACAAACAAGAGGCAAUGAUAGAAUCCUUGCAAAGUGAUCUGGAUCAGACGAACGAUGAGCUGGACAAGCUGAACUCCACCCACUUGGAGGAACGGGCCCAGCUGAUCCACGACCUUCAAAGCUGUGAGCGGGAGAUUGACAACCUCAAGGAUACACUUGCCGACAAGGACAAGGAGAUCUCCGCUCUUUCCAGCAACAUGAGCGAAUAUGCUGAGCAAGUACUGGAGCUGAAACGGGAGAUCAAGGACAAAGAGGAGGCCCUGGUACACGUUGAAACUGCUUUGGCCAGAGCAGAGCAAAAAUCUCAGAUUUUAAAAGACUCCCAGUCAUCUGACCAGCAAGCCCUGAACGCAAAGAUAACAGACUUACUGGAACAGCUCAGAAGCACAGAGUGCGAAUUGGGUGAGGCUAAGGAGCAAAAAGAACUAAAAAGGAAGGAAACUGAGGAACUUAUUAAACAAGCCCAGGAGGACAUCCAGACCAUCCAAAGUCUUCGUGGGGAAAUUCAGAAGCUGAAUGUGAACCAUCACAGUCACCUCGCGGAAUGCGAGUCCCAGAUUUCUUCUCUAAAGGGGCAGGUGACGGCGUCUUCUCAAAAGCUGCAGGAGUCUGAGGCCCUCCUCUCUCAGCUGACAGAAUCAAAUGCCACCAAUGAAAAGUUGCAGGGUCAACUUCAAGAUAAAGAACAGAUGUAUGAAAAAGAGCUGAAGUCCUUUAAGGAGGAACGCAAUAAGCUGCUUGCCGAUGUGGACAAACACAAUAAGGAGCUGCAGGCCUUAUCCAAACAACUUGAGGAGCAAGCGGUGGGAAAGGAACGGGUUAUAAAGGAGAAACAGGAAACAAUAGCCUUGCUGGAGCAAAAGCUGAGUGUCGCUCAGGAAGAAACGGAAGGUGAAAGACUGAAACUUAAUCAGGAGCUGAAGGCCAGAGAUUCUGAAAAUGAGAGGCUACAGAAGGAACUCCAGAGUAAAUCUGAAAAUACCUCAGAACUGGAAACUAGUGUAAAAACCCUAGAAAGUGCAAAUCAGCAACUUAAAGCUGUUCUCAAGAGAAAAGCAAUUGAACUUAAGGAACAAAAGCAGCUUGUCGCUGAUUUAAAUGAAAAGACUGCUGCGACUCAAGCGGAAAAUGUGAAUUUGCGCUCUGAAAUCAGUAAACUUGCAGAGGAGCGUGAGAAACUAAGAGAGGAAGUCACAGUUGGCAAGAGAUCCCUGUCAGAGCUGAUGGAGGAGAAGAACACGAUGCAAAGCAGGAUAUCUUCCUUUGAGACACAAAACUCAGAAGACCGCAAAGUCAUUGAUGAGCUGCUGAAAGAAAAGGAAGAGUUGACCGUACGGACCGAAGAGCUCAGCAGGGCCCUUGAACAAAGCCAAAGCACCGUUUCGGAGAGUUUGCUCAAAAAAACCAACGAAUGUGGUCAACUCACAAAAUUACUUUCUGAAAGUAAGGAGUCCAUAGCACAUUUCCAGGAGAAAGUCAGCCUCUUGAAUUCUCAGGUCGAGCAACUCAAAUGUUGUGUGGCUGAAAAGGAGAAGAUUGCCUUUGAUCAAAGUGCAAAGUGUGAUGAGCAGGAAAGCCUGAUUAGGCAACUUCAAGGGACUGUAUCCCUGCUUCAGGAGCAGAGCGCCACAUUGAUGGACAAAGACAAUGCCUUGCAGCAGAUGACAGCGAAAUGUACCACCUUGCAGAACGAAAUCCUCCAGCAGAAAGAGUUCAUCUCUGGCCUCCAGAGUGAAACUGGAUCCCUCAGAAUUGAGUGUACAAGAUGGAAACAGAGUCUGGAGGAAAAUGAACUGACUGUGAAAAGUAAGACUGAGGAAUGUCAAAAUUAUCUCGAUGAGCUGAACAAGAGCAGGCAGUCCGUUGAUUCACUGAGCAGCAAGUUGGAUGUAGUGAGUGGAGAUUCUCUUAAGUUUGAAUCUGCUUAUAGUGAUCUGAAAGUGUCCUUUGAAAAUCAGGUUGCUGAUAACAAAAAGCUGAAAGAAGAGAACAACUUCAGGCAAAGUGAAGUGGUUCGUCUUCAGAACCAAGUUCAGGCAUUAUGUGAGGAUAACCAGAGACUGCAGGCUGCUAUUGAGAGCCAAGAGAGAGAACUGGCUGAACAGAAACUGCUUGUGGAGGAUAUGAGAAGGAAGGCAGAUGUCGCUCUUGAGGAAAACAGAAACCUGAAGGUGCAAGUGACUAAACUCGAUGAGCGGAUUCAGGUACUGCAGCAGGAGGUCACCAAUAAGGAUAUAGCCGAGUCAGAGCUACUAGAUGAAAGGAAAAAAGCACAAAGUAAAAUAUCUGCCUAUGAGGUUCAGUAUUCUGAAAAUUGUAAGGCUAUUGAGGGACUGCUGAAAGAAAAGGAAGAACUCAUUCUUAGGACCGAAGAACUCAAAAAGCAAAACGAUUCAGUUUCAGGUAAUUUGCUGGAAAAAACUAAUGAGUGUUGUCAUCUCACAACAUUGCUCGCUGGAAGUAAAGAAUCUGUGGCACAUUUACAAGAGCAGAUCAGUUUUUUGAAUUCUCAGGUGGAUCAACUGAACUCUAGUGUUGCUGAGAAAGAGAAAAUGGUUAGUGAUCAAAAAGCACUUUAUGAAACGCAGCAGAGCCAACACGAGCAACUUCAAGAGACUUUGUCCCUUCUUCAGGAGCAGAGUACCGCUUUGAAAUCAGGACUGUUGGAGAAAGACAGUACCUUGCAACAGAUGGCUUCCAAAUGCACUUUCUUGGAAAAUGAAAGUCUUCAGCAGAAACAGACUGUCACCCAGCUGGAGAGUGAAUUGGAGUCCCUCAAAAAUGAGUGCACCAGACUGAGUCAGAGUCUGGAAGUCAAAGAACUGUCUCUUGGAAAUAAAGCUCAGGAGUGUCAAGGCCAUUUUGAUGAACUGAGCAAAAGCAACAAGUCAAUAGUUUCGCUUCAGGGUCAGCUGAGUGUGGCAAAUGAAGAGUUGCUAAAGCUGCAAUCUGAAAAUGUGAAUCUGAAAACAAGCCUGGAAAAUCAGGUCGCAGAAAGCAACAAGCUAAGAGAGCAGGUGGCUCAGAGGGAGGAUGUUAUUGCAGACCUCAAGAACCGCAUGCAGGUACUAAAUGAGGAAAACGGCAAAAUCAAAACUGAAGGUCAGAAUUUGACUGCAGAGGUGUCUGAAAAGCUGAAAGAAAUUGCUGUUCUCCAGUCAGAGCUCUCCCACAAAAAUAACAAUAUUGUUUCCUUAACCGAACAGCUGGCAGCUGUCAGUUUAGAGAGGGAAAGUUUAGAGAUGACAUUACAACAGAGAACUGAAUCUAUGAAUCAACAAGAAAUGUUCAUAAAGCAGUUGCAAGUAAAAUCAGUGGAGGGGAAAGAUGAGCUGAACCAAAAGAUGGAAACUGUCAUUGAGCUGCAGACACAAAUGAAGAACAUGCAGAAAUCUCUGCAAGAUGUCGAAAAGUCCUUGAAAAACAAGGAGAAGGAGCUUGAACAGUUAAAAGAUAAGUCGGCAACAGAACAUGAAGUAUUCAGAACCAAAAAUGAUGCAAAUGCAGAGAUCGUUGAUAAACUUCAGGCUCAACUGCAGAGCAUGGUAGAGAAAAAUAACCAGCUAACCAUGGGGAUCACUGACAAACAGUCUUACCUACAGCAGAAAGUGAAAGAUAGUGAGCGGUUAAGGGCACAGGUCGCAGAGCUGGAGGGUUCGGCUGUACAGCUUAAAAGCCAAGUUGAGGCCUUGACCUCAGAGUCAGCUCAGCUAAAGGGAAUGGUGAAAGAAAAGGAGCAGGCAGUAUUGGGAACUCAGACCAGCUUCCUCAGUCACUGUGAAGAUUUGAAGGUGCAAAUCAAAGCCAAAGAAGACGAAUGCAAUGGCUUAAAAGCCCAACUUGCUGGACACCAAGAAACCGUGUCUAAGCUGGAAGUUGAGCUCUCUGCUCGAUCCUCAGAAAUAGUCAAAUUUAGAGAAGCCCUUGAGGACAAAGAGGUUGGAAUUUCCGCGCAGGCAAAAGCUUUCCAGGGGAAGUCGGACGAAGCGGCCUUGUUCAAAGCCCAGUUUAUGGAGAGCACAGAGUUAGUAUCUCAGCUGCAGGGCCAGCUUCAGGAACUGAACAAGACUGAAGAGGAGAAACAAAGUGCCUUUUUAAAUUUGCAAGAAAAGUACGCAGCCCAUUUGGAAGAGCUUCAUGAAGUUAAAAUGCAGCUCUCCCAAAGGAAUGAAGAGAUGGAAAACCUCAACAAGGCCCUCAGUGACCGCAAUGAUGCUGUACAUGCUGCCGGAGAUACUGCUGAUGCCCUAAGAAAUGAAGUAGCACUGCUUCAAGACCAACUUCAGCAACUUCGAGCAUCGAAUGCCGGACUUUCAAAGCAGAAGGAGGAUGCUCUUUCUGCCCAUCAAACAAAUGCAGCUUCUUUGACUGUUGAAAUUGAGAGGUUGAAGUCGCAGCACCUUCAGGUUGCUUCACAAAUGAAUGCGUUGACUGAGAAUAUUGAGCAGAGAGAGCUAGCCUUGCAUGCAAUAAAUAAUCAGUAUUCUGCGCAAGUUAAACACGCAGAAUACCUGGUUGCAGAAAUGCAGAAACUGGACGAGCAGAAUAAAAAGCUAAGAGAAGAAGGCAGUCUGGCGGCACAGCAUUUUCAGCAGCAGCUGGGUUUGUCCGCCAGUGAAAAAGAACAUUUGCAGCAAGAAUUAAAGAAAGUUAUGAAUGAAAAAGAGGAACUUGUAAGGAAUUACAACAGCCAGUUGCAAAUACUCCAGGAGCAGUUGAGUUUCAAGAGUCAGCAACAACACAGUAGCAUGAAUGAAGCAUUGGAGAAAAUGAAGACAGAGAAGGAACGUCUUCAGGUGCAGGUUAGUGACAAGGAUGGAGAAAUCAGUAGAUUAAUAUUAGAAGUGGAAAAGGUAGCACAAACCCUUCAAGAGUCUGAAAAUGAAUGGUUGUCUGUCCUUGAUAGGGAGAAACAAGAUAAGACGCUUAUAAUUGAGCAGUUACAAAGUAUUGAAAAUGAGAUUAAGACAAAAGAUGUUAAAAUCCAGGCACUGCAACAAGAUCUGGAUGAUUUGCAGGAAAAGUUUGUGGAGAUAACAACUGCAUUCAAAGUCAGCUCAGAGCAUCUUAAAGAGAAGGAACUGACAGCUGAAGACUUGAGUCAGCAGAUUUUAACAAAUAAAAAUAAAUUAGAGGAGACACUUUUAGCUUUACAGAAAAAAGAAAAUGAGAACUUACAGCUUGGGCAGACUUUAAUAGACCGGGAGAAUGCAUUGAGAGACAUUGAGUUAAGUAAAAAGUCUAGUGAUGUUGAUUUUUCUGAAUUUUCACAAACCAUGUCUGGUAGACUAGUUGCUUUGGAGGAAGAAAAGUUUUCUUUACAAUCUGAAAUUAAACUGUUAAAUACAAAUCACAAAUCUGAAGUAGAGUGUUUGAAAGAGGAAUUAAACAAAGCUGCAUGCUUACUUCAGCAAAAACAAAGUGAACUGUUUGAAAGGGAGCGAGAAUAUCAGGAGGAGAACCAGAAAGUUUGUUUACUGCAAGAGCAGGUAAAACGUUUACAAGGAGAGAUGGAGAUUGACUCUGAAAAUUUUAGAAUGGCAGGUAUUAACCAGGCAAGUCUGCAGAGUGAAAUCAAAAAGAAAGAAGAUCAGAUUAGUUGUAUGGACAUUCAGGUAGGCCAACAAAAAGAACUGAUUGCAACACUUAGUCAGCAGUUGAGAGAAAAAGAUGCUUCAGUCACCCAGGUCAUGGUAUCGGCAUCAAACGAAAUGGUGCGGCACACAGAGGAAAAGAAUCAGCUCCUGUCACAGCUGGAAAGCCUGCAGAAUGCCCAGAGCUGCUCGGUUACGGAAAUUGAAAAUAUCGCCCUACAGUUGGAGGAGAGCAAAACUCACUUGUCUCAUUGUCAGGCUCAAAUUGAAAUUAAGGAAUCGGAGAAUGGGCAGUUGGUCAAGGAAAAUGAACAGCUGAAAAUUCAACAUGGACAGUUGUCCAAAGAAAAAGACCUAAUGAAGAAGAAACUCCAAGCUGCUCUGGUAGUGAGAAAGGACUUGCUGAAGAAGAUAGAGGAGUAUGAAAAGCAAAUAGAAGAGUGUGGGAAGAAUGGCUUUGAAAUGUCCAAUUUGCAUGAUAAGCUCCAAGAAGUAACAUCACAGGCAGAGAACACGACCAAAGAGUACCAAGCUCACAUUAGUCUUUUGAAAGAACAGAUCAUACAAAAAGACAAUGAAGUCCUUGAGCUUUCCCAGGUCAUUUCUGCGAAGGAAGCACUUGUGCAACAGCUACAAAAUGAUAUGAAAUGUUUACAAACAAGGCUCAAUGAGCAAGAGAAUAAUUUGAAUAUUGCUGUCCAGUCACUUAAGGAAACAUGUGAACUUGUUGAACAUCUCCAAGUAGGUAUAGCCGACAAAGAGGAAGCAUUUGAACGUGAACGCUGUGAGAUGAUACAGAAGUUGGAACAAUUUAAAGAGGACUUGGUUGAUAGAGAGCAAAGCUUGAAGGCUGAAAGGGCAACCUCUCUGUCUGCAAAUUCUGAUACCGAAAAUGAGCUGGUGAAAGUAAAGCAAGAAAAAGCAGUUCUGCAAAAAAAGGCUCAUGCAGCUUUACUAGCUAGAAAGGAGACCAUGAAGAAAUUGCAAGAAAAUGAAAGGAAGCACGCCCUGGAAAUUUCUGAGCUAAACGAAAAUUUAAACAAGCUUCUAGAACAACAUUCUCAACAAACAAAUGAAAUGGACGCAAUUCAGGUUAAAUACAAUGAGAAAAUCAAAGAACUAGAGGACAAGCAACAAGCUAUAGCUUCCCUCCAGGAUGAAGUAAAUUCCUUUAGAGGUUGCAUUGAAUUAAAGGAAAAGAAUAUGCAAGAACUCAUUCUGUCCUUCUCAGAGAAGGAAAGCCAAGUACAAGCGGCAUCACAGAAAGAAGCGGAAUUGGAAGAGCUUCGCAACAUACUGGCAAAUAUAACAUCAGAAAUGGAAAGUAAAGAUGCACUUCUGCUUGACCUGAGACAAAGUUCACUAGAGUUGACAGAAAAAAUGAAAUUGGUUGAAUCUGAGCUUGAAAAAGCAGAAACCGAGAUAAACGAGAACAGUAAGCAGCAGGAGAUAAAGGCAAUGGAACAAGAUUAUUUGGACCUCCAGGAACAGCUACGAAGGUCAGAAGCUUUGGUAGAGGAACUACAGUGUGCUCUCAAGGCAGUUGAAAUCGAGAAGAGAGACCAGUUUGAAAGUUUGGACAGACUGAAUAAAACGCUACUUCAAUCCAACAGUCAGAUGAAGGAAGAGCUUGAAAAUGCACUUUCUGUGAUUUCACAAAAGUCAUUGGAGCUUCAAACCGUCCAAAACUCUUUAACAGAAAUUCAACACCAGUUUUGUCAGGAGAGGGAAUGUUUGAAAAUCAAACUUGAAGAAUCCCAGUCUUAUUGGAAAGAGUCUCAGGCUCAAGUAGAAAGUUGUAAAUUGCACAUGGAGACAUUGCAGACCGAAAAGGAAGAAUGUAAAGAAGUCGUAGGAUCAUUGGAAAUGAGACUCAGUGAGUCUGAAAAACAAAAGGAUGAACUUCUUCAAAAAAUAAGUGUUAUGCAAGAGGAGAACUUGAAUAAUCAUUCACUUAUGGGAGUUGAUGAGAUCCAGUCAAAGUCCUACACUGAAGAACUUGAGGCAAGCCUCAAAGAGAGAGAUUGUUUGAUUAAAGAAAAGGAAGAACUUAUUGCUUCUUUGGAACAACAGCUGCAAAAAGAAAUUCACCUCCAUGAGGUGGCACUGGAAAAGAUGAAAGUCAGAGUUAAUGAACUGCAGCAGAGGUCUGCAGAGAAGCAGGAAACAAGCAAAACAGAGGAACACCGAGAUGAAAAUAAAUCCCUCGAGCAGGUCACUAGGAAACUUCAGGCAGCCUUAAUAUCGCGAAAAGAAGUCAUGAAGGAGAACAGGUCUCUCAAGGAUCAAAUUCAGAUGUUGUCCUCAGAAAAAGAAGAGAUCAAUCGGUCAUCUUCAAGCCUGAAGGAGUCAUUUGCAGAACUGAAGCAGCAAAAAGAUGACUUGGAAAAUUCAGUUUUGUCUCUGAGCAAGGAAAAAGAAAAAAUAAUUUCAGAGAUUGAUCGGAUUUUGAGUGACAACCACAACCUUUCUGCUGCCUGCGAAAGCCUUAAACUCACAAUAGAAAACAUCACUCAGCAGAAACAGGCUUUUUCAUGCCAGAUGGAGUCCCUCAAAGACUCUCAAACUGUGGACCUGUCCGAGUGGAAAUCAAAACACGCCGAAUUGAAACAGGAAUAUGAAUCUCUGUUACAAGCUUAUGAGAACGUCAGCAAUGAAAUGGACAAAAUGCGACAACUACUUGAGACAGCCCGAAAAGAAAAGCAAGAGCUUCUCUUAAAAGCACUUAAUGCUGAAUCAGAAAAGGAAAGUGUGGGGAAGCAAAUCAAUGACUUGGAAGAAGAAAAUGAGAAAAUGAAAGAAAAGAUGCAGAAGUUUGCCAAGGCUAAACAGCAGAAGAUCCGAGAGCUCGAGGAAGAAAAUGAAAAGAUUAGAAAUGACCUGCAAGAAAUUGAUGAGAAAGAAAAAUGCAGGGUUGAAAUGUUGACUCUCCGGAAUAGUGAACUUGAAACAGAGAUCAUUAAUCUGAAAGAAUCAUCAGAAGAUCUUAGGGUGAAAUUAAAUGAGAUUCAACACGAAAAUUCCAGCUUGGCAGAACAGUUAAAAACAACAAGUUCUUCAUUAGAGCAGUGGCACAGUGAAUCGAAGGCGAGUGAGCAUAAUCUGCAGUCAAAGCUGGAUAAGGCUCUUAGUUUGAACGAUUCAUUAACUGCUCAGAUUGAGAGUCAGAAGGCAGAAAUUGUAGCCACAUGCGAAAGGGUUGAACUCAUUCAAAAUGAAAAGCAAAAUAUUUUCGAAAAAUUGUCCCAGCUGCAAAAAGACCAUGAAGUUGAGUUAAAUGAAAAUGACAUGGUUGUGACUGAACUUAAGGCAGUUGUCAGUAAAAACCUGCAGGAGACUAUCAGCUUAAAUGAGAAAGUGAGGAUUUUAGAAGAUGACAAAACUCUUUUGCAGGAGGAACUUGAGAAUGUUCAGGAAACAUCUGACAAAGUGAAAAACGAGAAUGAAUAUUUGGAGACAUUGCUCCUUAAAAAUUCAGAGACAAUUGAUGAGUUAACAGAAGCCCUCAGUGUGAUGCAAGAUCAGAAUGUGCAACUCUCGACCCAGUUGUCUGAGAGCAAAGAGGAAAAGUCCAGAUUCUCCCAAGAGAAGGAAGAGCAGCAGCUGAAGUUGGUGAAAGAGUUUGAGGAAAAGCUGAAAGUCAUACAGAGAGGAAAUGAGGGAUCCAAAAACAUAAAAAAGGAGCUUCAGGAGCUAUUGAAAGAAAAACACCAUGAAAUCAACCAGCUUCAACAAGAUUGCAUCAAGUACCAGGAGCUGAUACUUGACAUGGAAAAAUCUUUGAAACUCUCAGAGGCUGAACGUGAGCGGGUGGAAGGAAAUCUGAAGGCAGUGAAUGAGAAGAUAUCAGGCUUUGAGGAAGGGGUGAGGCAUCUUGAAGCAGAACUUUCGUCAUAUAGGAACCAGCUCAGUGAAUCUAGGAAAGAACUGGAAAGCAUCAACUCUGAGAACAAGAGACUGAAAGAAGAAAUUGAAGGGAAAGAUAAACAAGCUGAAAUCAAGAUGACGGAACAUGAGAAAGCUCUGGAAAGAGUUGCAGAACAGCAAAUGGCGCAUUAUAAAGGAAAGCUUGCUGAAUUCCAGAAUCAAAUCGAUGAGCUCCAGGGUCUAAAAGUCAGCAAUAGUGAGGUAGUCAUAGAGUUAAAAAGGCAGCUAGACUCACAAGAUUUACAGAUGAAAACACUUAAGAGAGAGUCUGAGACAAACUUAGCCAAGCUCUCGGCCCUUUCUAUUAGUCUACAGGGCGAUGAUCUUGUAAAGAAAUGGGAUGUUACAUUCCAAAAGACUUUACAAGAGAAAGACAGCCAGCUCUUAGAACAGGGUUAUGUAAUAAAGAGACUCCUUGAGGAUGCAAGAGUGAAGGACAAGUUGGUAAAUGAGCUACAGAUAACAAAGUCAAGGCAGGACAGGGCCCUUAAUGAGUACACAGUGGCAGCUACAGCACAACAAAGGCAACUAUUUGUUAUGGGGGUAAGAAAUACUGAACUAAGCCAAAAUGUGGAUUUACUAAAUAGGCAAAUAAUGGAACAAAGUGCACAGAUUGAGAAGUUGGAAUUUGACAAAGGUUCCUUGACCACACAGCUAACUGACAAAUCUGACUUAGCCUCACACAUGCAGUCAAGCUUUACCCAGGUGGAAAGGAAGCUUUUGGACACAGAGUCACAGCUUCUCCUGCUGCUCUCACAAAAUGACAAGCUUCAGGAUGAUCUUGAGAAACAGAAGGUAAUUUCAGUACAGCUGAAAUUGCUUCUUCAGAAUAAAGACACUGAGAUAUCCUUGCUGCUCUCCUCAAAGGAUGGGCAAAUUUCAGAGUAUCUGGAACAGCUGCAGAAACAUCACCGGGCCCAAAUAGAAAAUUACGAAGAAAGAUUACGUGCCUUAUAUAGUGAUAAAGAAAUGGCAGACAAGACAUUCAGGGGGCUAGAGAGCAAAGUCCGAGCUCUGCAGGUCAAAAUUGAAAGGUCUGUUGAAGAGAAGGAGCAAAUGGCUAAAAAGAUGGAGGCCUUCAAAAGCUCCGUGGCAUCCUUGCAAGCAGAGAGAGAGCGUCUGUUGGCGGAGUGCAGGGCUUUGGAGGCCCGGCGUCAGAGCACCGUGAGAGAUGAAGGCAGUUUAGCGAAGGAGGAACUGGGUGCAAGCCAGGGCCUGAAGGGAGAGAUCAGGGCUCUUCUUCAUCAGAUGGACGAUUUGAAUUCUGAGAAUGCCAUGCUCAAAGCACAGCUGAUCCGUUACAGAGAAGACCUCAAUCAGGUCUUGUCACUGAAGGACAACCAAUUGAAAGAACUCCUCAGGAAACGAGAAGAUUCCAUUAAAACUCUUGAAAAUCAAAAGGUUGCCAUUGAAAGACAAUUUCGGCAGUUGCAGCUUGAUCUCCAGAAGGAGGUGGAGGAUAACAACACCUUAAAAUCUCAUAAUUCCGAACUUGGAACUCAGGUUCACGAACUGGAAGCCAGUAUAUUAGCCUUGAGAAAGGAGAAAUCUGAAACUAAUGAGAGCAAAGUGAUUGCCGACUUGCAGCAGGCUGUUGCAGCCAAAGCUGCGGAAUGUAACGACCUCCAGCAAAAACUGCUCGCCCAAAAAAUGGCCACCGAUGACUUGAAAAAGAACAUGCAGGAGCUGGAGAGCGAAACCGAGGGGAAGCUUGGUGAGGCGGAAGAUAAGUACAACAGUGAACUCAAUGCCUUCGAAAGAGAAGUGGAUCUAAUGAGAAACGAGAAGGAGUCGGCAGAUGAAAGGGUGGCAGAGCUGGCCAGGGAGUUGAUACAGACUGAGAAAUUGCUGUUCAGUGCCAAGAACGAAAGCAAGGACUUGAAGUCUCAGCACGAGUCCUUGGGGAAAGCUAUGGCCGCCUUACAGAACGACCGAGAUCAGCUCAUUGAGGAUUUCAAAGUUCUGCGCAGCAGAUACGACGAGGAACUCAGGGAGAGCGCAUCCGCCGCGAGAAAGCUGGAGCAUCAGCUCGGCGAAGCCAACUCGGAGCUCAGCAGCCUCAACAAAGACCGCUACAUUCUGACCCAGAAGCUCUCGGCCUUGCAGAGUGCCGACGCCCACUCUCAGCUGCUCCGGCAGAUAGACGAGCUGUCCAGAGCCCUGUCGGAGAAGGACGCGGUGCUCCGACGGCUCUCGCUCGAGAACGACACCUACGGCAAACAGCUGACGGCCUUCUCCAAGUCAAUGGCCAGCCUUCAGAAUGACAGGGACAGGCUGAUGCAGGAGCUCGCAGGAGCAAAGAGGGUGUGUGAGGCCAGGCAAGGGGUGAGCCCUGCUGAGGCCGCACCUGGGAAAAUUGAGGAGUCGAGUAGCUUUAGGAGCAAUUUCCAUGCCCUGCAGGCUGAGAAAGAUAGGCCGCUGGAAGAUGCUGGAAAACUGAGGUCAGAGAAUGCGGAGUUGACCCAGAAGAAAAUGAAGUAUGAACUACACUCUGAGAAGGAUGCUAACAAGUAUGAGGCAGAACUGGCUAAACUGAGGGCUGAGAAGGACCAGCUGCAGUCGGAGUGCCGAGCCCUGAGGGAGCGGCAGUCCCUAGCUGUGCGUGGGCGGAGCUCAGAGGCUCAGCUGAAACAGGCCACUGGCCCUCAGGCCAUGGAACCUUCCAAGGAGAGUGUGGCCCCGCUGGGGAUGGGCGCUCCUGCGGAGCAGACCUCCCUGCUGAUGGCUGAGCGGGCCCAGCUCCAGAGAGACCUCCAGCGCUGCCUGCAGGAGAUUCAGCAGAGAGAUCUGCACUUCCAGCAACUCAACGCCAAGCUGCAGCAGACGGCGGAGGAGAAGGCGGCCGUGUCCUCCCAGCUGAAGGCUGUCUCCCAAACCCUGAGGGACACUCAGCUGACCCUGGGCCAGCUGCAGAACCGCUGCUAUUGGCUGGAGGCCCAGGCCCAGAGCCGGCACGCACAGGAACAGGCCAAGGGGCCAGUGGCCGUGGAGGUCCCCCCUGGUGCUCCUCAGGAGAGGAGCAGCGUAUUGGUGGAUAUGGAAGGCCUGGACACGAGAGAGCUUCAGAGCAGACUGGCGGAGGCGGAGCAACAGCUGGACUCCUCCCACCAGGAAGUGACUCAGCUGACGGAGAGCCUGGCGGAGGAGCGAGCCAGGAGGGAGGCAGCGGAGGAGGCGCUGAGCUUAGCGGAGGAGAGAGUAAAAAGUAUUGACACAGGCAUGUCGAACCCGAGAGAGUUCAGUAUUCAGCUGGAGUCUGACGAUGAGGUCAGGGCGCUCAUCAUCGACCCCAACGAGCACGUCUUCAUGCGAAAGGUUAAAGGCGGGGUCCACUCCUGCAGACGGUGGCUUCAUGGGCGGAGCCUGUACUGCUCCAAGCUGCUGACGUCCCGAGCCAAAUCCCGCUACCUGUUCCUCACGUACCUGCUGGCGUUACACGUUCUCGUCUUCAUGUGCCUGAGCGGCGCCCUGUAGAACACUAAAAAAAAACCUGGCGUCCCAGGGGACUCUGGGAUUUUGGGAGGAGUGAAGUCGCACCCUCGUCUGCGUUCACUUCUCUUUCUAUCUCACUGCUGCUUAAAACCAUUGACUCACCCCCCCCUUCCGGAAGCAGACACCCUCCCGCUCCUCCCUGCUCUGUCUGAAACGGUACCGAGUUCACUUUAAUUCUCCAAGGCACUAAGGGCAUUGCUAUGGCAUGUCGAUGCUGUGGCGUAAUGUAACUGCUGAUAAAGCUAUGCACUGAACUUUUACUGCUGUUUUAAUUUAUUCAUUAGAAAACAAUCCAGCAGGGCUUUUCCUCCAUAGAGUAUAUUAUACGAGGGUUUAUCUAUGUAUAUCAGGUUCCGCACCGUGUGUUGCAGUGUACAUUGUUCAUGAUGUUUUUCGAGAUUGUUUACACAGCCCAAUCGCAUACACAACAGCAAAACUAUACUGUUCUCUGCGGCAGCCAUUUCCCAGCUUCUGUGAAACUUAAGUUCUGACUAAUCUGUACAUAUGUUGUGAUUGGAACAAAAAAUAUAUACAGUAUAUAUAUAUAUCCACGUUUAAAAGAUACAGAGCGCAUCAAAGAUGACAUUUUCUAUAUAGGCUCUAUUUUUUAAGAGGAAAAAGAAAAUCAGUAAUCAUCUAUACUAUUCACACCCAAAAGAAUGUUAUUCAGCCUUUUGAUAUCAUCCGUAGGGUAAAUGUGUGCAAUACAGUGGAGGGACCGUCGGAGUUGCAGUUGCUUUGACACGAAAAGAGUAAUUUUAAUAAAGGUAUCUGAAAACUA
Molecule: messenger RNA, 16649 nt
Organism: Anguilla anguilla (European eel)
Lineage: Eukaryota; Metazoa; Chordata; Actinopteri; Anguilliformes; Anguillidae
Product: golgin subfamily B member 1
Exons: 30
Coding region: 170-15850 (5226 amino acids)
Cellular component (GO): Golgi apparatus
Source: RefSeq, a predicted model, not a curated record